Messenger RNA from Aspergillus calidoustus, 1698 nucleotides. Lineage: Eukaryota; Fungi; Ascomycota; Eurotiomycetes; Eurotiales; Aspergillaceae. The record is from the annotation of a GenBank genome assembly.
CUCAUGCUUCCAGCAGCUUUGUCGAUAAUUAAGUUUAAUAAUUACAAUCCAUCAUGGCUUCACAAGAAGAACAUAACCAGACCCAGGCGGAAGCAACAAGAGCCUUUCCUCCAGAACAAGAACCCCCCUUUAGCAUCUUCGACAAACACCAGAAAUGGCUGAUCAUCGCUAUUGUCUCAACAGCGGCGACAUUCUCCGGCUUCGCCUCGAACAUCUACUUCCCCGCCCUCCCCACAAUCGCCUCCGAUCUCUCCGUCUCCCUCGAGCUCAUCAACUUGACCGUAACAACCUACCUAAUCUUUCAAGGUCUUGCCCCAAGCCUCUGGGGUCCCGUCUCCGACGUGUAUGGGCGCCGCACAGCUUAUAUCGGCACAUUCCUCAUAUUCAUCGCCGCCUGCAUCGGGCUAGCCCUGACUCCAAACUACGCGGCGCUAAUUACGCUCCGCUGUCUGCAGAGUACCGGCAGCGCGAGUACGAUUGCCAUUGGGUCCGGGGUUAUCGGGGAUAUCACGACGCGGGCGGAGAGGGGUGGGUAUAUGGGUGUUUUUCAGGCGGGUUUGCUUGUUCCUGUUGCCGUCGGGCCGGUUAUUGGGGGUGGGAUUGCGGGGCGGUUAGGGUGGAGGGCGAUUUUCUGGUUCUUGGCGAUCUAUGGCGGGGUAUUUCUUGGUCUGUUGGUUGUUCUCUUGCCGGAGACGUUGAGGGCGCGCGUUGGAAAUGGAAGUCGCACACCGAGCAAUCCGGUAACCAAGUAUCCGCUCGUCGCGUACCAAAAUACAACUACAAUCCUUUGGCAAGAUGCACCGUCUACCUCUGCUCUCGCCGAGCGCAAACGAAUUGAUCUCCUUGGCCCCCUUCGCAUGCUUCUGAGCAGCCACUCCGCGCCAAUCAUCAUCUUCCUCGCGGUAUACUACGCAGUCUGGCAGAUGAGCAUCACGGCCAUGUCCUCGCUGUUCAAGACGCGCUAUGGGCUCUCCGAGAUCGAGAUUGGACUUACGUUUAUCGCGAACGGGGUGGGGUCUACGACUGGGACGCUGAUCACGGGGAGGAUACUCGACGCGGAUUUUCGGCGGGUCAAGGCUCAGUAUGAUGCAGAAGCGUCGUCUGAUCCUGAACAGUCCAACCCCAACAGAGAUAGGGACCGAGAGGACAACUUCCCCCUCGAAAGGGCGCGCCUCCGCCUAAUCCCCUUCUUCUCCCUAGCCCAAUGCCUCUCCAUCCUCCUCUUCGGCUGGACAAUCCAAUACCCGAGCACAGUACCCCUCGCUAUCCCUAUAAUCUCAACAUUCAUCACGGGCUGGACGGCCGUCUCGACGCAGAGUCUGAUCAUGACAUAUCUAAUCGAUGUCUUCCCGGACCGCAGCGCCGCUGCGAGCGCGAGUCUGAAUCUUGCAAGAUGUUUGUUCGCCGCGGGGGGGACGAGCUUUGUCAUGCCGAUGAUUCAGGGGGUUGGAGUGGGUGUUGCCUUUACGAUUUGUGUUGCUGUUCAGAUUAUGGCGCUUGCUGGGCCUUGGGUGCAGUGGAGGUUUGCGGCGCGGUGGAGGAGGGAGGAGAGGGAGAGACGGUGGGCAGCGGAGCGAGUUAAAAGCAGCGAUCUAGAUAAGGGGCUCUCCACUUCAAUAUAGGCAAUAAUAACUGUUUGCUGAAAUGAUGAAAUUUCCAUAAAACUAUUUCACCCACACCUUUGCACCUGAGCAUACU